Closterium sp. NIES-65 is the source of this 900-nucleotide messenger RNA. Lineage: Eukaryota; Viridiplantae; Streptophyta; Zygnematophyceae; Desmidiales; Closteriaceae. The record is from the annotation of a GenBank genome assembly.
AUGGCAGGAGCAGGGGCAGUAGGCCCCUCUAUGCUGCCCUCUGCCGCCCAAUCCUCCUUCCCCCAACCAUCCUCCUCUGCCCCACCAACCACCACCGCCUCUCUCCCUGCAAAUGCCCUCUCGUCCGCCACAGCUGCUGCUACAGCCGCCGGAGCCGGUGCUUUUGCUGGUGCAUCGCUCUCAGCACCAGGGGUCAUCGGAAGAAAGCAGGGGGGUGCGGGGAUGGGCGACGCAGGGCCGAUCAGCGACCCCAUGUCUCUAGCCGCUGCUGCUGGUUCUGGCAACGCAACUGGAGCAGGAGGAGCAGCAGCAGGAGCGGGAUCAGUGGGAGCAGUGGGGGCAGUGGGAGCGGGAGGGGGGGGGCAAGGAGGAGGAGGAGGAGGAGGAGGAGGAGGAGGAGGAGGAGGAGGAGGAGCAGUAGCAGCAGGGGCACCGGUGGAUCAUGCACUGAAUCUGGCUCUGCUGGAUUCGUCCUUUGGAAACUUGCCACAGCCCAAGGACUCGGAACGACCCAGGGCCUACAUUCCGCGGAACCCUGCCAUCACGCCUGCCAGCUACCCGCAGGCGCCAGCAGCAGUGUUGGAGCACCCAGGGCUGUGGGAGCGGCUGGACAUGGACGUGCUCUUCUUCGCCUUCUACCACCAGCAGGGCACGUACCAGCAAUACUUGGCCGCGCGGGAGCUGAAGAAGCAGUCAUGGCGCUACCACAAGAAGUACAACACGUGGUUCCAGCGGCACGAGGAGCCCAAGCUCACCACUGACGACUAUGAGCAGGGCACCUACGUGUACUUUGACUUCCACAUCGUGCAUGACGACUAUCAGACCGGAUGGUGUCAACGGAUCAAGACGGAGUUUACAUUUGAGUACAGCUACUUGGAGGAUGAGCUGCCUGCUGCUUAA